AUGCCCUCUGAUGUUGGCUCUGAGAGAUCGGAUGGUCACAGCGAGGGGCCCUCUCGUCGCCAGCUCCUGGCCGCAGAUGGGUUGUCCCUGGAAGCCGACCUCAAGCAGCUGAAGAGGACAGUGGCCAUCGCCAGCCUGAGUACCUUUUGCCUGGGCUACAACACUGCUAUUGUGGCGGGGGCGCAAAGCGGCAUCCAUCAGGAUACCAGCUUUGUGCAUGGCGGCGGCCUUGCCUCCGGAGUCCUUGUGAGCUCGGCGCUGCCGGCUGCAGCACUGGGGGCACUCGGUGGCCAGGUUGCCAACUUGGUAGGCCGUCGCAAAACGCUGCUCGCGGUAGCCGGCCUUUUCGCGCUGGCUCCCCUUGCUAUGGCCGCCGCGCCCUCCUUCUUCCUCCUGCUCGUUGCCAGGUCUCUCUGCGGGAUUUCAAUUGGCGUCUCCUCCGUUCUUACGAACCUCUACAUCACCGAGGUAAGUCCAGCCGUUUGCCGCGGGCGCUUGGGCGGAUGGGCACCCUUCAUUGGCACCAGCGGAAUUCUUGUAUCUUACAUCGUGUCCUCGGCUCUGCAGGCUUUUCCAAACCAGGCCUGGAGAUGGCAGUUCGGCUUGGCAGUGCUGCCUGCGCUCUUGCAGCUGUUGCUGAACCGGCACUUGCCAGAGACUCCGCGCUGGCUUCUGGCGCAGACGCGCAAAGAGGAUGCACGGCAAUGCCUCCAGCAGCUCUUUCCAAAGGCCGCGCAGAGCUGCAUCGAGGAGGAGUUAUCCCGAUUAGAAGCUGACCUCGGAAACACGGCGGAGGUAGCGGCGGUGAGUUGCGUUGGCCUCUGCCAUGCAGAGCAUCGAGCCUCUACAACCGUGGGUGCGGCCAUCAACGUUCUCCAGCAAGUCUCAGGCAUCAAUGUCUUCAUCUACUUUGCACCUCAGAUCUUGGAGGAUGCCGGGUUCGGACGAUACUCCAUGAUCUCCACUGUGCUGGUGAGUUUGAUCCAGCUGACUGCCACAGCAGUGCUGAUCCAGUACAUUGAUCGGGUCGGGAGGCGCCCACUGGCUUUGAUUGGCCUUGCCGGGAUGAUGGCCGGCUUGCUGCUUGUCAUCGCAGGAUCGGUGCAGCGUGGAGCCGGGAUGGCAGUGGCGGUCACGGCCUGGUCUUCCCUGCUGGGCAUGCUGCUGUUUCGGGCUGCCUUCUCACUGUCCUUGGGCCCGCUGCCUUAUGUGAUGACCUCCGAGUUCUUCAAGCAGGAGGCCAGGGCAGCAGGAGUCGGCGCCUGCUGGGCCAUGAAUUGGCUGGCCAACUUCGCGGUUUCUCUGAGCUUCCCGGUGCUUGCGGAGGCGGCGAGCAAGUCGGGCCCAGCACCAGACAUUAAGAGGCACUUGGCGUGGAUUCCGAGGUUCAGAUGCUUCUUGCAGGUGCUGCAGUAG
Molecule: messenger RNA, 1416 nt
Organism: Symbiodinium natans
Lineage: Eukaryota; Dinophyceae; Suessiales; Symbiodiniaceae
Source: the annotation of a GenBank genome assembly